AUGGGAGGAGGUGAAAGAUUUAACAUUCCUAUUCAACAGCAUAGGCAUAGUCUCGGCAAGCAGAACAACCGGCAAAAAUUAGAGCGGAACAAUCAGAAGAUGAAUACUUCUCAUGGAAAAGAUAGAGGUCGUGGUCCAUCUGGCUUAGUAUGGCAGGCCAUGCAAAACAGAGCAAAUAAUAAUCGUUCCUCAAACCAGAACUGGAAUUCGGGUUUCCCUGGGCCAAAGAACCUCUUGAAUUGUCAAGAAAACCAGAAUUAUGCCGGUGCCAAAUUCAGUGAGCCACCAUCACCAAGUGUUCUUCCAAAGCCACCAAGCCACUGGGUACAUCUGUCCUGUAGUCCCGCCGAGAAAGAAUUCAUGUCUUUUCAACUCAAGACGCUGCUGAAGGUCCAAGCCUAA
Molecule: messenger RNA, 402 nt
Organism: Staurois parvus
Lineage: Eukaryota; Metazoa; Chordata; Amphibia; Anura; Ranidae
Source: the annotation of a GenBank genome assembly